AUGGGUAAUUUCUAUACGCGUAUGAUAUCUUUCAUAUUUCCGAAUAUUGAAUGCCGAUGUUUGAUGCUUGGUUUGGAUGGAGCUGGAAAAACAACUGUUUUGUAUAAAAUGAAAUUGGAUGAAACUGUGAACACCGUUCCGACUGUUGGUAAGGUUUUUUUCAAGUGCGCUCUAAUGAUAAUCUUUUAAAAAUUUUCAAAAAAAAAAAACUCCAAAUUUUCCAGGCUUCAACGUGGAAACAUUGACAUUCAAAAAGCUGACAAUAACAGUUUGGGACGUGGGUGGUCAACAAAAAAUCCGUGGACUUUGGAAAUAUUAUUUCGCCAACACAACAGCUCUCGUUUUCGUUGUUGAUAGUUCGGAUUUCGAGCGAUUCGAAGAAGCAAAAGAGGAGUUGCACAAACUAUUGGCCGAGCCAGAAUUGCGCGAUGCUCAUCUUCUAGUUUUAGCCAACAAAAUGGAUAUGCCAAAUUCCAAAGACUCGCAGGAAAUUAUCAAUGCGUUGGAGCUCAAGAAGGUUAAAAGAGAUGUAAGGCCCUAAAUUCAAACCAAAACCAAAACAAUUUCCCUAAUUUCAGUGGUUUGUAACUCGAACAAAUGCGAAAACCGGCGAAGGUUUGACAGAUGGUUUGAUGUGGUUGAAAGAUCAAUUAAAGGCUUAA
Messenger RNA from Caenorhabditis angaria, 662 nucleotides. The record is from the annotation of a GenBank genome assembly. NCBI's taxonomy places the organism in Eukaryota, Metazoa, Nematoda, Chromadorea, Rhabditida, Rhabditidae.